GUGUCUGCCUGUCUGUGUGUGUGUGUGUGUGUCUGCCACGGGAGCGCGAUGGCCGGGACCGAGCCGGUGCGGGUACUGGUUCUGAGUCUCACAUUCCUGCUCAUUCUACCCGCGCCCCGGGCGCUCAGGAACCUGGUCCCCAAGGACACGGAUUAUGUCGCGCCAGACUACCGCGGGAAGGGCUGCAUCGACGACCAGGGACUGGUGUUUGACGUGGGCGAGCGCUUCUACCCGAGUGCCGCGGCUUGUCCGUGUGUCUGUACCGCGCUGGGCCCGGUUUGUCGAAAGCCUCGCUGCCCCCGGCUCCCCCCGCGUUGCACCCGCCUAAGUUACGGUUCCUGUUGUCCGCGCUGUGUUCAGGUCCGCAACUCGUGUCAAUACGGGGGCCGCAGCUACCGCCUCCAGCAGGAGUUCUGGCCUUCUGCCUGUGAGAGGUGCCGCUGUGAAUUUGACCGUGAGGUGUACUGUCUGACUGCAGAAUGUGCUCCUGUCCACUGUGUCAACCCUUCCUAUGAACCCAACCAGUGUUGUCCUGUGUGCAGGCAGGGGCCCAACUGCUUUGCAGGAAACACCAUUAUCCCUGCUGGUGAGAGGGUGGAAAUGGAUGGGAUAUCAGUUUGUUUCUGUCCGUACAAGGAUGGCUCGUGGGAGCCCCAGCAACAGGCAAUCUGCAGCCUUCGUGGCUGGAAGCAAUCCCAUCAUUACACCGUUAAUGGAGGCCGCCACUAAGACCAGGAUCUGGGUACCAGCUUCACUGCCACAUCCUCUCAACCAGCUCUUGUGUUUGUUGGAGACUUGCCAUUGUUAUCAUUUCCCCCACUGUGCUGAGCUCAAUCCCCCAGGCUUUAUCCAGCACCGUCUGCAUGAUGUGAAUAAGCAUUAAGCUCCAGCUGUAGCCACUGGCUCCUCCUCAGUGACGUGAUUGGGGAGAGGUAGUAGCCUCUUGCUCCUUCUGAUUUCCCCCCAAAUAAUCUGUGGACAGAAGCUUCUGCAGCCUCUCCCCCUCUCGACCGUGUUACUGCUGCGAUGCACAUAUUAGCUUGGUGCUGAGCAGCAGCCAAAGGUCUGAUCUUAAAUGAAAACACAGUGGAAACUGCAAGUCAACAGGUCAAACUUUAACCCUGUUACAGCUAGGCCGAGGGACUUCAGCGUUAUUAGCAUGGUUGUGUUUUAGUGCCACAGCCCAUGUCUGUACCAUUACUGCCUGUGAAACAUACUGCCCUGAUCCACUACGUAAGGCUGCUCAUGCUGAAUUUCCACGCCUGCUUGCAGAUUGUCUGACAUUUAUUGUAAAAAUAUAAAUAAAAGUUGUUGGCUGG
Leucoraja erinaceus (little skate) is the source of this 1319-nucleotide messenger RNA. RefSeq names its product von Willebrand factor C domain-containing protein 2-like. The coding region runs from base 49 to 729 and encodes 226 amino acids. NCBI's taxonomy places the organism in Eukaryota, Metazoa, Chordata, Chondrichthyes, Rajiformes, Rajidae. Gene Ontology annotation, molecular function: protein binding. Gene Ontology annotation, biological process: negative regulation of BMP signaling pathway. The transcript has 3 exons. Gene Ontology annotation, cellular component: AMPA glutamate receptor complex. The record is from RefSeq and is a predicted model, not a curated record.